AAACUACCCGAGCACAUAACGGAGAGAAAGAGCGAGAGAGAAAGAAGACAACAACGCAUUUUCGCCGAGUUACCGUCGAAGCGCAUAGACAGGCCGCCAGUUCACGGGCCAAUAUGGGAAAGAUGGGUGGGAUGGUCCUCAUGUCCCUUGUUAUUGUGUUUCUCCUGAACACUGAUUCGACAUGGGCUAAAAAAGGAAGCAGUGGCAGCAGCAAGAAAACCUCUUCUAACCGGGGUGGGACACAAUCAAAGCCAUCUUCUCAGCCAGGAAACUACCCUCGACAGCCACAGAGUCCCAAUCGUAACCCCAACCCUUAUCCUGCUGGUGGAAGUUAUCCAGGAGCACGCAACACAAAUCCAGGAGGAGUUCCCAGACAAAAUCCACCAAGUUAUCCAGGCGCUGGAAGUAACCCAAACCAGUAUCCUGCUAGAGCCAAUCCUGGAGGCUAUCCAAACCAGAACCCUGCAGGUGGCUAUCCUAACCAAAACCCAGGCAGAGCUGGCAACCCAGGAGGAUAUCCAAACCAGAACCCUGCAGGUGGAUAUCCUAACCAAAACCCAGGCAGAGCUGGCAACCCAGGAGGAUAUCCAAACCAGAACCCAGGUGCAGGAGGUUACCCACCUGGAGGUGGUUAUCCAGUCAGAGGGGGGAAUACGGGACAGGGUUGGGGUCAGCCUGGUGGUGCCCCCAACUAUAACCCAAAUAAUAAGAUCCACAGUCCCGGCUAUGGUGGUGGAGGCUAUGGACAUGCUGGUGGAGGCUAUGGGCAAGGUGGUGGAGGCUAUGGACAUGGUGGUGGAGGCUAUGGGCAAGGUGGUGGAGGCUAUGGACAUGGUGGUGGAGGCUAUGGUCAAGGGAUGGGAGGGUCUCCUUUCUCUCGUUCUGUGCAGAGUAUGGGUUACCAGCCCCAGUCUUCAGGUUUUGCCAAAAAAGCCAUGAUGGCAGCAGGCGUUGGUGCUGUGGCCGGGAUGGCCAUUGGAUACGGACUCGGGCGUUUCCCUCGCCCACACUUUAAUUUCCGCAACCCUCAAGAAGAGCAGCACUACAACAACUACAUGUACGAGCGUUACGGCACCAAGUCCACAGACGAGAAAGACUACGGCCGCGAUUAUGUCUACAACCCUCCCCCACGGGCAGAGUCUUACGACAAGUUCAUGGACAAGUGUUUGAACAGCACCGACCUUCUCAAAGAUCAGAAUGGAGGCGACGAAGUCGACGGUGCCACCGUCAGCAUUGAGGAGAUUGGAUACCCGGCUCUAAUUGAGCAACUGAAGACCCGACGCUGCGUUGAGAAGUACAUGGAAUACUCUGAGCGCUUUCUGCAGGAACGAAAAGCGGAGCCACAAUUGCAGCCAAGUCGCAGCAGCCCUUUGACCUACGGAGCCAUUCAACUUUUCACCUCCCUCCUCAUGCUCCUGGCCAGCGUGCUCCUUCUCCAGUGAGAGCGAUUCGUCUUCCGUUCGCCAAACCCCAAAUGGAUUUCCACUCUCAUCCACAUCCUGCUAAUGUCUAUUAUCUCUAUAGCAAGCUCUCUGGGUCUCAUGUAGUCAAUACUCUAUUAUCAACACAUGUUGGUGUGUAUAAUAACUAAAGGAGUACAUUUUAAGAUGUUGUACAAGCUGCACUAACCUUGUUCUGUUGCCUUUUUUUAAUGAUUUAUUUUGUGUCUUUGUUACUUUGUUUCACUUUAUCUUGUGCCCCACAUUAUGAAGCACUGAAUGCAUAGAGAACAGAUUCAGGGUUCUUCAGUUUUUAUGACAAUUAAUUGUGACAUUUUGACUGCUACUGUGUAAAUUAGGAAUGUGACAUUUAGGUUUGUAACAUUAGUCACUUUUUAUAGAUUGUUCAAUUGGUUAAAUAUGCUUAAUAAAGAUUGUAUUUGGCAAUGGGACCAAAUAGAUAGAGCUGGGUUUAUGUCCCUGAGGACCACUCGCCAAAAGAAGAAGAACAUAUGUUAUGAUGAGAAAGCAGUUAUCAUGUUGAUUAUCAUCAACAUGUUAACAAAUUGUUUUAGUAUCCCACAAUAAACAGUUAAAAACGUAUGACAAACAUCUAAAUAAGACUUCAGGUGUCCUCAAAGGAAAGAAAGGUGUAUAUGAUACUCUCUUUUUGUUGCCUGUGAAAUCCUGGAUUGCAUGUAAUAGUCAGUAAAGAGGCGGCACUGACCUUUAAUGGUUGAGAACAAGACGAGCAUUUGUUGAAAAUAGCGCCUGCCGCUUUAAAGCUGUGCAGUCCGACAUGUAGUUUGGUCAAAUCUGGGGUGUGAUUGAGGUUUUGAAUCAACAAGGACCAAGACUAUAACCCUAAAUUGUGGCAUCACAUAACUAAUUGUAAGCUUUUAAUUGUACAGUUGCUCAUCGCACACAGUAUCUUCAUGUAGUAUCUAUCGUCAAGAGACUCAAGACUAACACUGGAGUUGGAAGUGGCAGUUUAAAUCUGCCUGGGAACAAUGUUUGUGCAUGAAUAAUGCUUUAGUGGCUUGGGGAUUUUUGAUUAUUUGUUCUUUCAAGAAUUUCCAGGCUUGUGUGGUCAUUUUAACAUCUCCCAUCACCUGAUUCUUCUCUUGACAGUCAGUGGUCACAGGUCAGGUGUUGGCGAGUCUGUAAAUACUUCUGUCUGCUUCUCAAACUCUAUCGCCUCCCCGGGCUGCCAUGGUACGUGUGCGUCUCUCCAGGAAUGAACAUGUUGCUCUGCUUUUCUUCCAAAUGGGUUUGUUUAUUGUGACGUCAUCGGUACAUUUUGAAGUUGUCUGUCAUUUUUCCUUCCCGUUUGUGAUUCUUUUCCUGUUCCAGCUUGUUUUCUUUUAUCUGACUGUUUUAAUGACGCAUCUCCCUCUGGGUUUUUGUAAUGUGAAGCACUUUGCAACUGUUUUGAAAAAUGCUACAGAAAGGGAGUUUGCAGGCUUUUCAAAAGAGUUUCACCCAAUUAAAAAGCUCAGAAAGAAGAUAUCUUCAUUUAAGUCCGCUAUUUUGACACUGGUGUAACUCAAUCUGUUAUUAAAUUGAUAGUUAUUUAGUGUUAUAUAACAAAUAAAGUCAAGUGAAUACUGUCCAAUUGUUAACAGUAUAUCUGGAAGUGAUAAUUUGCACUGUUUUAUAGAGAUUUAUUUGUCUUUCUCCACAUUUCAAGGUUAUUCUAUGAAUCUCCGUGGUGAUUUGUUUUCAAAUUCUUUUGAAAUGUCUUUUCUUUUCAUGUUCGUUGAUCCUCGCUAAAUGCUCCCUGUCCAUUUGAAAUGACAAUUUUACAUGUUCAUACUAUCUGUGAAGUGCACAUAUCUCCCUUUGGGUGUAGAUAUUCUGUAACUGGGUCAUCGAGCUCAUUUUGGGAGUAUAGUUAUCUGUGGGACUCUUGUAGUUGUAAACGCUUUGGGCAUGUCAGGAUAUUCAUGUGUUCAAUAAAAUACAUAACACAAUAA
Molecule: messenger RNA, 3415 nt
Organism: Pseudoliparis swirei
Lineage: Eukaryota; Metazoa; Chordata; Actinopteri; Perciformes; Liparidae
Gene: prnpb
Product: prion protein b
Exons: 2
Coding region: 114-1442 (442 amino acids)
Biological process (GO): protein homooligomerization
Cellular component (GO): membrane
Source: RefSeq, a predicted model, not a curated record